UCUGACAACCAAGAACAGAGCGGACCUGGUUCAAGCGCUGGGUACGGUCUGAGAUCGCGGAGAGUUUGAACGCCCGCCGCGGUUCGCCAGGCGAGAACUAUCGAGCAUGGAUGUCACGAGGGCUGUUUGAAGAACGGUCGAAGUUCGAGUUGGGAAGUUUUAGUUCCGAGUGUCAAGUUCUCCGGUUUUUCCUAGAUCCUCGUGGUUCGCGUGUGGUCAAAGGCUGAAAAAUAUAUCAGCGUGAAAUUCGUGUCGUGCGAGAUAUACACAUACGUACAAAGAGAUGAGCAGCAGGGUAUGACUGCGGAGUGGUGUUGUGGUGCGGUAUAACAGUUCGUAAAUCAAAUCGAAUGCGCAGUAGGCAAGUUGGCACCAAACUUCUAUUACCUCUUUCCACUUCUGCUGAUUUUUAUAGCCAUUACUAUCACUAUUAUUUCUCUUCUUUCUUACGCGGCAGUACAGCGCAGAACAUCGUUAAAGCAGACGAACGCCAAGUUCGGCCAGACUGUUCGACCCGGAUCUUGGUGAACUUGACCUUCUGGCAAAUCAGUGCGGUUUUUUUAAGCUCUAGUGAUCCACCUCGAAUGGCAGGGGCAAUAGGUGCGGGAAUUUGCGAUAGCCGUAGUUGAGACUCGAUUUAAUCCAACGUUGUUAUUGAGUUUCAACUUUAACCCCUGGCGACAAAGCGCGGCCGAGGAGGCUCACGAUAAGGUCUGAAAAGUUGAAGAACGGUGAACUCGAAGAGAGACGGGCGUGCGCUCUGACCGAUGAACAAAUGUGAUAUAUAAAAACGCUAGCUUCUUCUUCCUCCCCUGGUGGAAGUCUUGAACGAGCAGAUGAAUACAGGAAGAAUGGCUGGAACGGAAAACCGCGGUGAAACUUAUUGUUAAUCCGACGAAAGAGCGAGUAGAAGCAAACGACGUACACGGAAUAGCGAGAUUCCGUUCGUCACUAGUGAGUUACAGCAGUUGGCGAAGUGUUUGACCGCCGUUUCGCGCGUGCACGGUUAUACGGAGUGUUGAAGGGACGAUAUGUGAACCCGCCGGGAUGACGGCUUGAUGGGGGUGUGAAUCAGUGCGGGGUGAAUUAUCUCUAUGAUUAGUUACAAUUCAACGUCGAUAUUAUCUGCCAGCGGAUACCCGUCGGCGACAGCUAGAUUAACGACGGGAAAAAAAUAAGAGGCGGAAUAUUUGGAGAUCGAAAAAAUGAGCUGAGAGGCGGACAUGACUAUGAGAAGAAGUCCGAAGGCCUUGGGGGCCGCCAUAUUGGUUCUUCUGUUCCGUUCACUAAAUGCAGCAUCGCUUCCCGUUGUGAAACCGUAUCCAAGGCUGGAGGACUUACCGAAAAACCUCUGGCACGAGCUGAGCUCUCCUUUCACCGAGGUCUACGAAGAGGAAAGUCUCGCGACUGAAAUCGGUGCGACUCCGGAGCCUCGUCCUUUCUUCGAGGACGCGGACAGCAAUAUAACAGCCCAGUUGGGAACACACGUUCACAUGCAUUGCCGAGUACACGAUCUCCGAGAUGGAACGGUUUCUUGGGUCCGUAAGAGGGGCGACGAGCUGCACCUUCUGACCUUCAAGACGUUCACGUACUCAAACGACGCUAGGCUGUCGCUUGAUUAUCAACCCCCAAACGACUGGCGCCUCCUGCUGCGCUACGUGACCGAGUUAGACGCCGGAGUCUACGAGUGUCAGGUCACCGCCCAUCCCCCGCUGAUCAGGGUCGUUUACCUCACUGUUUCCGUGCCGAAGGUGGAGAUCGUCGACGAACGCGGGGCAACCGCGGGGGACAAAUUCUACAAGGCCGGAAGUACGAUAGAGCUGAAAUGCGUUGUCAGCAAAGUGCCGCAUCCGUCCGGCUACGUCACAUGGCGUCAUGGCUCUCGCAUGCUCAACUACGACACGACUCGCGGAGGAAUCAGUGUAAAAACUGACAUGGGAGCGGAGGGCGCUGUCUCCAGACUCUACAUUGCUAAUGCAAAUAAAAAGGACAGCGGUAAUUAUAGCUGCGCCCUCGCUGACGUGGCCGCCACAACAGUUUCCGUCCACGUGCUGAACGGGGAAAAUCCGGCAGCAAUGCAACACGGUGGGAGCGCCGGAUUGCGGGCGGCAUUUGCACUCACCUUCGCCCUCUCGAUCAGUUCGCUUUUGAGGUGACCACACAGUUUCAUCUGCAACUGAAGAGAUACUUGUUAAAUUUACGAAUAAAUAAUAUAUGUAUGGUGCUAAUCGUUAGCUUGCCGUCACGAGAAUGAAAACGAGAAGAGAUCAAAAAAAUCCGCGUCAAAUGCGACGACGCAUAUUACAUAACCCGAUAAGACAUAGAUGAUAACGUAUAGAUAUAAAGUGAUGCGUUUUACAGAGAAACAUAUAACUAUAAUUGUGUCGGAUAAGAAGGAUAGAAUUAACGAGAAUAAAUUUAAAAAAAAAAACAAACAAAUUAUGUGUCUAUCUGUAUAAUUAUUAUAUUAAU
Molecule: messenger RNA, 2472 nt
Organism: Diprion similis
Lineage: Eukaryota; Metazoa; Arthropoda; Insecta; Hymenoptera; Diprionidae
Gene: dpr14
Product: obscurin
Exons: 9
Coding region: 1224-2156 (310 amino acids)
Biological process (GO): synapse organization
Cellular component (GO): neuron projection membrane
Source: RefSeq, a predicted model, not a curated record